This is a messenger RNA of Pichia membranifaciens NRRL Y-2026, 1770 nucleotides long. RefSeq lists its product as hypothetical. Gene Ontology annotation, biological process: deadenylation-independent decapping of nuclear-transcribed mRNA; P-body assembly. Gene Ontology annotation, cellular component: P-body. Gene Ontology annotation, molecular function: mRNA binding. The transcript has a single exon. Bases 1 to 1770 code for a protein of 589 amino acids. The record is from RefSeq and is a predicted model, not a curated record. NCBI's taxonomy places the organism in Eukaryota, Fungi, Ascomycota, Pichiomycetes, Pichiales, Pichiaceae.
AUGUCGCAAUUUUACGGAUACACGGUGGAUUUGGUUUUCAAGGAACCUGCAGGAAAAACUGUCAGGGGAAUCAUUGAGAGGAUCGUUGAGAAUGAGAUAGUGUUGAAAAAUCCGGCUCUCGUUCUCCCUGAUGGCUCGUAUGAGAAAGUCAAUAAGAAAGAACUGGAGAUACAAACUCAAGAAAUUUUGGACUUGAAUGUGGUAGAAUUGGCGAAAAGCAACAGCAAGUACAUCAAAAAACAAAUGAAACUAUUGAAGGGAAAGGAGAAAAGUAAAGAUGUUGCUAGUAACGACAGCAAGGACAGUAAGGAUAGCAAGGACAGUAAAGAAGGAAGAGAUGUUGUUCCAACUGGUAAGAAAACAAAGAAAUACACCGAUAUCAGCAAUGCCAGUACCAACGGUAGUUUUAGUUCUGACUCGGAGCUGAUUGCAGCAUCCAGCUCGGGGUCGAGCUCGGGAGCGAGUGCAAAGAAAGAGUUAGAUGUCAAAUACGUGGAUAUUUACAACGAGAAACCGACUAUCACGAAACCGAAGAAGGUAAGUCAAUUGGAAGAAUUUGACUUUGCAUCCAACUUGCAGAAAUUCGACAAGGAGUCUGUAUUUAAGAACAUAUCAAAACAUGACAAGGUCGAUCAAUCUUCAAGAUUGGUGAGUUUCAAUAAGGUAGAACAUAUGGACAAGUACGGAAAUGAUGAGAUGAUUUUGACUCAGAAGCAAAACAAUGAUUGGGAUAACAACAAAGCUUUCGACUAUUCCAACAUUGUCAAACCUUUGGCGAAUGAUCACGUUACAAAGUACAAUGAAACUAGUCCUUCCGAUGCUGGUGAAAACACCAGUUUAUCUUCUUCAUACCUAAACUCGUUGCAAGGUAGACAUGCUUCAAACACUUCCUUUGAACGAAAGGCUUCUAUGACUCCUACAUUUGCCCAAUUUUUUAGCUCUGUCUAUGAUGAUUCCCCUAUCCCAACUUGCUCUACGUUACAACUAUCGAGUGUCUUAAGCGCAUGCAAGGAGAAGUUUGGCCUCACCAAUCAGAUAUUGAACGAAAAUGCAGGAACGAGUAUCAGUGAAUUGAUAAUCACUAAUAUCAUUGGUAGUUUCCGUAUUGGAUUCAAGAAUCACAACGAGCCGCCGACCGUAUUGUUGUUGGUCGGAAAUAACAGAUCGGGAUCGAUAGCAAUAAAUACUGGUAGACACUUGUUCAAUCGUGGUUUGAAAACUAUUGUGUUUUUGCUAUAUGAUAAAGAGCAUUCUGAAGAAGAUCUUCUAGCUGAAGUCGACGACGAACUGAAGAGAUACAGUGACAUUGGAGGAAAAAUUGUCAAUUCAGUACCUCAACUGGAAAAGAUACUAAAAACCGUGGAAUCACCGCUUGAGUUUGCUCUCGAUGGGCUGCAAGGUUUUGACAGCGAUAUCAACGACCUUCUAGAGACAGAACUGGACCAGGUAAUACAGCUAAUAGAAUGGUGCAAUGAAUCUGGACUUCCAAUGAUGUCACUUGAUAUUCCAACAGGUUUAAGCGCAUCCUCUGGCACAAACGAAAACGACAAUACACUUUUAAUAAAGAGCAAAUACCUUGUCUCUGUUGGUCUCCCUCUAUCGUCUGCUUUGAACAUGUACAAAUUCGGCUACUUCGAGAAAGGAAACAUAACGCACUAUCUCGCAGACUGUGGCAUCCCUCGCCGUGUAUUCAACAGCAAGGCAUCUCUACGUAAGUUCGACAGAAGAUGGUUUGCAGAUUCCGGCACCAUAGACCUUAAGGUUGUAUGA